Molecule: messenger RNA, 4404 nt
Organism: Guillardia theta CCMP2712
Lineage: Eukaryota; Cryptophyceae; Pyrenomonadales; Geminigeraceae
Exons: 8
Coding region: 1-4404 (1467 amino acids)
Source: RefSeq, a predicted model, not a curated record
AUGGCUUUGCGUCCGUCAGGUGUAGAGGUUACCGCGGAUCAACUGCAACAAGACAUGAAAGAAGCAGAGAUCGCGCAUCUAAAGAACCAGCUUGCUUCAACUGAAUCUGAGGUUGAAAGGCUGCAGUCCGCGAACAUGCGACUGAGCAUGCAAUUGCGCGAGACUCAGAAUCUGCUGUGGAACAAUGUGUCCGAUGAGGGGAUGAUGUCUCAGCUGCUGGAACUCCAAAGCUUCAUUUGGAACGCUGAUGUUGAGAAUACCCUACAGGCAAAAGAGCGGUUGCUUGACGCCGCAGGUUUCAGCAACAUUCUGUUGGUUGAGUUGAAACAAAUACAAGCGAAUGUCUUUGCCCUGAGGGAUUCAACAGUGUUUCUCUCCGAAGAGAAUGCACGGAUGAAGGAAGAGCUGAACAUGCUAACUGCUGAGAAUUAUAAAUUGAAAGAAGACUUCGAAAGAUUCAAGAAGACCGCUGAUGAUGAAAGGGUUGCCCUUCUGCAAAAAUUGCAGGAGUACAAAGGGAAUUUCUUAGCUUUUGCUCCUGGAAGUCACGAUGAAGAUAAUCAUUCUUUGGAGUUAGGACAUAAUCGCUAUACAGAGAUGCCACUGUUGGUGGAGUAUGGUGAACUCUCACAAUCACACAUGGACACCUCGGCUGAGGUAGAUGCGACCCACGACAGUUGGUCGAGCGAUGGCGAGGUAGGAGCUCUGGAACAGCUUGCAGACAAUUACAUCGGGUUUCAUGCUGCUGGCUUUUCUGUUGCACAGGUUGCCGACCAGCUCAAGGAUGAGCAGUUCGAGUCGCUGGCAGGAUCGGGGCCUCCAGUUGUUCCCGAGCUGAAUGUCGGGGCAGCAGCAGCAGCAGCAGCAGAUAAGCUGCCUCCUACGUCUUCAGCUCUGACUGAGCGAAUCCGAGAUGACGUCACGGAAAUUCUCAACCUCACACGCCAGUGCGAUCUACAUAUCAUGGCAUUAAGGAAUCUUCAGAGGGAGACGGUGGGCCAGAUACAACAGAACAGUGAAACACAGAUUGCCAGGUCUGGAAGCGACCGAGCAGCAGUGUUGGCUGAUGCUGAUAGCCUUGAAAGCACUGCCGUGAAUCAUCCGUCUUGGUCAAACAUCAGCCAGACAAGAGACGGACAAGACCAUCGGCGUGAUCUCAACCAGAUCCGCGAUGGAGGACAGACAACGAAGUCACAAGCCGAACUUGAACUACAAAAAUUCAGCCACAUUUUGGAGGAGUGCGACAACCAAUCAGAAGAGCUUCAACAAGAGCAGGAGAAAAUGUUAGCAGAGAUAAAACGGCUACGGGAGGAGCUGGCGAGGCUGGAAGCAGAGCGAGGCAGCGGAGGAGGCAGCGGAGGAGGAGGGAGGACAGGGGAGGCGAACCCGUUCGACGACCUACUGCUGGACUUUGGGGACAAGGAGGAGGCAGGGAGAAGCGCGGGAGGGCCGGAAGGGACGGAAGGGGGAGGAGGGGAGAGGGGGCUCGGGGAUCUGCUCGGGCUCGGGGAGGACGGGGGAGAGGCAGGCGGGGACUUUGGAAAGGAAAGCAAAAGAGAAAAUCAACAUCAAAUUUUUGGGGAGAGCAAGUUUGAGAGGGUUCUGCUAGGAAAGGGAUGGAAUGAGGGUAUAGAACAUGACCCAGGUGCAACUCAUAAGAAUCAUAACGAAGAAAAUGGCGUGCAAGAAAAAGAAGCAAAGUCUGAUGCAGACAAGCUCGAACAAGAACAAUUGUUCGAAAUUGAGAAGAAGAAACAAGCAGCUGAAGAAGCGGCGGCGGUAGAGGCGGCGAUAGCAGAGCUAGCUACGAGCCUGGGGAGGCUGGAGGGGCAGGUAGAGGCAGGGCUGCAGGAGGCGAGGCGGCAGCGGGAUCAGGACCGGGAGGAAGCAGCAAGGCGGGAAGGAGGAAGGGCGAUGGCACAUGCGGCGGCGGAGGCUCACGUGGGGAGCGUGUGGGAGGUCCUGGAAGAGCGGGGGCUGGGGGAGGGAGGGACGAGGGCGGAGGAAGGAAGGAGCUUCGGAGGGGAGAUACGGAUCGAGCUGAAGAUAGACGGAGGGGCGGUAGAGGCGGCGGCGGUAGAGGCGGCGAUAGCAGAGCUAGCUACGAGCCUGGGGAGGCUGGAGGGGCAGGUAGAGGCAGGGCUGCAGGAGGCGAGGCGGCAGCGGGAUCAGGACCGGGAGGAAGCAGCAAGGCGGGAAGGAGGAAGGGCGAUGGCACAUGCGGCGGCGGAGGCUCACGUGGGGAGCGUGUGGGAGGUCCUGGAAGAGUACAGAGAGAGCGUGAGGGAGCUGGAGGAGGAGCAGAAGGGGAUGGAGGAGGAGAUGGGGAGGCUACGGGAGGAGCUGGCGAGGCUGGAAGCAGAGCGAGGCAGCGGGGGAGGAGGAGGAGGAGGAGGAGGAGGGAGGACAGGGGAGGCGAACCCGUUCGACGACCUACUGCUGGACUUUGGGGACAAGGAGGAGGCAGGGAGAAGCGCGGGAGGGCCGGAAGGGACGGAAGGGGGAGGAGGGGAGAGGGGGCUCGGGGAUCUGCUCGGGCUCGGGGAGGACGGGGGAGGGGCAGGCGGGGGCUGGGGGAAGGGAGGGACGAGGGCGGAGGAAGGAAGGAGCUUCGGAGGGGAGAUACGGAUCGAGCUGAAGAUAGACGGAGGGGCGGUAGAGGCGGCGGCGGUAGAGGCGGCGAUAGCAGAGCUAGCUACGAGCCUGGGGAGGCUGGAGGGGCAGGUAGAGGCAGGGCUGCAGGAGGCGAGGCGAAAGACUGCACAUUGCACGAUCGUUGCAUCGUUGAGUGGACGGAACCUCUCGCGUCUCGAAGGUUGUUUGUCGUCACUUGUGCUGGAUCUUGCGGGGCUGAGGUCUGAGAUGAAAGCGAACGUGAAUGAGGUAGCGGAGACUCUUUCUCUGCUCUUCUCGGACAACUUGACCCUUGUCGACCUGCUCGAAAAGAGUGAAAGUUCCCUUGAGAUCGCCCUCACAAAACUUGAAGACUCUUACAGGAAGCAUCAGUCCGAUGGCAUGUUUGAUUCAGUUUCUGCGCUGUCCGUUACAGCCAAGCUUGAGGAGAGCGAGCCUGUCAGGUUGGAGGAGGGCAAGGGGGUCAGUGCGAUCGAGGGGGAGGACGUGAACUGCUUGUGGAGCAUGGACGAGGAUCUUUCAAACCUUGAGAACAAGAUGCUCGACCUUCGCUUCGAGCACGAGUACUCAAUGCAGCAGCUGCGGUCUCCCAACCCCAACGGCACUUCGGUCGCCUUCCCCUCUGUGGACGGGGAGGUUUCGCGGGUAGGGAGGAGGGAAAGCAGAGAGGAGGAGAGGAGGACGAGUCUCGACUUGGACGAGGAUGAUCACGCGGCAAGGCAAGUCAUGGGCGCGAUCGCGAGCAUCCGCAUGGAAGUGAUGGGAGGGGAGGGAGGGAGCGGCUCAAGCGAUCUGAUGGAGAAGAUCCUCAACGUGUUUGUGCACGUCGAGAAUAUCCUUCACAGCUAUCACUCGCGCUUCCUCUACCUCAAGACCCACCAGAGGAAGACGGAGCGAGAGCUCGCAGUCCAGCUGGAGCAGAGCUACAGCAUCCUCCAGCACCUGCAAGACGAGAAGUCCGUCCUCCUGUCACAGCUGGAGGCGGCCGAGGAGUCCAAGGCUGCGACGGAGAGCAUGACCAAGGAGCUGGCUGCCCUGGCGCAGGAGCUGCACGCUAAGCUGAGAGAAUCUUCGAUGCGUGAGCAGAGCUGGAGGGACGCGAGCAGCAAGUUGACGGAGAUCGUUCGGAGCCUCGAGGCUGCCGCCAUCUCUCAGCAGGAGAUGCUCAACCUGUGCCACUGCCCGUGCGCCUGCUGCGGUAGCAUCUCCUGCCAGUGCGAGACCUCCGCUCCCCCUGCCCCUGCUUCAGCUCCUCCAUCAGCUCCUCCCUCAGCUCCUCCCUCGAUCAACCGCGGGGAGUGGGAUCGCCUUCAAGAGCAGCUGCAGCAGGAGCAGGAUCGUGUUGUCCAGCUCAAGGCUGAGCUGCCGCGCAUCGAGUCGGAGAUGGGGGAUGCAAGUCCCGACCCUCACCGGCCGCCGCAUCUUGUCACCCCAGAGGUCAGCGCGAGUUUCGUCAUGGCAGAGUCACGAGCCAUGAAGCUCGAGUCCUCCCUCAUGAGCCUCUUCGACAGCCCUCGUGCUGCCCAUGGCGGCGCCCUCCUCCCCCCUCCACCUCCUGCUGGGGUUACUGCUGGGGAUGCAGUUGGCCUGGAGCAGCUCAAGGCGCUGCAUGCUAACACGGUCAACGUCAUGCUGUUCGAGCUCGAAUCUCUCACAGCCAAGGUCAAUCGAGCGAUUCACAUGUUCGCGGGAAGGAAGAGAGACGCGCAGCGGGGCGUUAGGAGGCAGGGGAGCACGAGCAGCACGCAGAGUUUGCAAUUCGUGAUCUGA